AUGGAUUGGAAUAUAUCUUUUUGAGUUUGAGUUUGGUAUAAUGGACUGAAAAUGAAUUACAGUACUUUUUUUUCCCGUGGUUAGGCUUGUGCGAAGUGCGAACGUUUCUGGACAGAAUUGGCUAUUCACUGGUUUCCUUCCGAUUCAGGUUGCAUAUUAUAAUUAUGGAUCCCGUGGAUGGAAUUCUUGAGGUGGAAGGAAAAGGGGAUGCGUUUAUUCGUGUGAAAGUUCUGUUCUUUGCUCGUGCCAGGGACCUUACCGGCUUGGAAAAUAUGCAUCUGGAAGUUUCACCUGGCAGCACUGCACAAGAUUGUUUGGGUAAGCUUAUUGCCAAGUUCCCAAGUUUGCAAGAGAUCUGCAGUUGCAUGGUUCUUGCCCUUAACUGUGAGUACAUUUCAGAAUCCACCAUUGUCAAUAACAAAGAUGAGCUUGCAAUUAUUCCUCCUAUAAGUGGAGGUUAGACUACUCAGCACACCCUUAUGUUGUAAAAAUGUAGGGAAUGAACAAUUUUAAUUCCUUAAAUAUCGCGCGAAAAAUAACUUUAAAAAUAAAUUUUGGAGGCAGGUUUUUGCUGUUCAAACAUUUAUGUCCUUGGGCUGUUUGGCACUUGGCCGUGUAUAUCUUUUAUAACACCCAUAAUUUCAAAUUUCGUUUUAGCAGCUGGUGAAUAAAUUAUUCAACCAUCC
Messenger RNA from Cuscuta campestris, 686 nucleotides. The record is from the annotation of a GenBank genome assembly. Lineage: Eukaryota; Viridiplantae; Streptophyta; Magnoliopsida; Solanales; Convolvulaceae.